This is a messenger RNA of Sycon ciliatum, 6050 nucleotides long. Its product is annotated as fibrillin-1-like. Bases 585 to 6050 code for a protein of 1821 amino acids. Lineage: Eukaryota; Metazoa; Porifera; Calcarea; Leucosolenida; Sycettidae. The transcript is spliced from 23 exons. Gene Ontology annotation, molecular function: calcium ion binding. The record is from RefSeq and is a predicted model, not a curated record.
CUACAUGAUUCUACACUGUGUGAGCUGGCGAGUUUGCGGAGGGGUGAUUGUAAAGACAAAUGGAGACACUUGCCCUUUCUCCCCGCUAAUAUCUUUAAAAUCCUUUCCGGUAUUGUCUCGCCGGCACUGGUAUGAUAUUCCCAACAAUAACCUUCCCGUCGAACGUGCUGUGGUACCUCUGGUUCCGAUUCAAUCCGAAGAGAAAAUUGAAGUCCCGAUCAUGGAUAGGUCAACUACCGACAGGUAAUGCGAUUACGACUGCGAUAUAGGACAUUAGCGAGCUCACCCAAGCGACCGCAGCUACAGGGACAGGAAGCGCGCAGCGUGCUCCGGAUCUUCUUCGGUGGGGAGUUGCAGUUUUGCCUUUUCACCUUCCACGCUCAGAUCAGGACGGAUGCGCUGGCUCUUUCUUCCCCAUAUCGACUUGGCACUCAAUCCGUUCACUGCCCGAGUGAAUACACCUAAGACACCAGUACUGAUACAGCCACUAGUUUUGCUUUACAAACAUUCGACAAUCCUCUUCUCGGAAAAGCGCUCCUGAAUACUCGUAUCUUCCCUGUCAUCUGUCCCCUUUCGAAGCGGACAUGCUGGGGAGAUGGCGCUGCUUGCGCGAAAGGGCGCUACCAUCGACGCUGCUUGUCUCCCUAGCUGUUAUUUUCAUACUACCACCUGACUGGCAUGGCACUGCGGCACAGCAACUAACAACGCCUACACUAACCAACAGACAGCUGACACAGGGCUGCUGCUACAACAGCUCCGUGUGCACCACUCUGUUUGCCGCGCCUGCCUACUGCUGCUUUCGAGACGACAGGAAUCCGGUCGGCUCUGGCUUUAACAUUCUGCAGGCCGACAAUUUUGUUGGCGACAGUCUGGUGUUCUCACGCGUGUCUGGUACAACUGAGCAAGCAGUGUUCGUGGGCGGUGGAGACACAUUCUCUGUAGCAACAGACGUACGCACCAGUCGUAUUGAGCCCACCUUUCAGACCGGUCAGUUUAGCUUCUUCUUCAGAGUACAACUGACGAGGGAUUCACGUGGACAGAUCUUCAGCGAUCGUGUCCAGAAGCCCAGUCUGCCAUCGUUAGCUGUUUUCUUCAUUCCGUUCCCUGAGCUGGGCGUGGACUAUCCGCAUAUUCUCUUCAGAUUUGGCCGCGAUGGAAUCUCCAGCAGAGAAUUUGUAUUCAGGAUUCCUCUAGUGGUGGAUGACUCGUUUCAGACGUUUUGCUUGUCGUUUGACAUAUCGAAUACAACCAUUGUUAGCACCCCAACUGGCAAUAUAUCUGCAGCCUUUGCUAAUUUGAUUGUGAAUGGGCGCGAUGAGGAUGAUAUAGAGUUCUUUGACGGAGUACCAGAAUUGAAAUUGGACACUACUCGGUUCUUCGAGCUUGGCCGUACAAGCAGUGGUUCAGGCUUCCAAGGCUACAUCUCGCAUCUCAGUUUGUACAACACGACACUGAGCCCGUUUGAAUGCAAGCGCUUGACGAACGAUGCCCAGAACGAAGUGCCAGUCGGACGCUGCUUUGCUGUUGGUCAGCCGAACGACACAUGCGGCUCAUCUGUUUGUUCUGUGUGCACGGAUGGCUACUCAUGUAUGGAUGGUCGCUGUCAAGACAUUAAUGAAUGCUCCGAUGGCUCUCUGCAUAACUGCCAUGCUCAAGCCGACUGUAUCAAUACUGCCGGAUCAUUCUCAUGCAGAUGUAUGGCUGGUUAUACAGGUGAUGGCACUGAUUGUCAGGACAUAAAUGAAUGUACGACUGGUCAGCGAGUAUGCACUGCCCGCCAUGUAUGCAUCAACACUAUUGGCUCAAGUAUUUGUCAGUGCAUUACUGGGUAUACUGGCAACCAGGUUGUAUGCAUAGAUAUCAAUGAAUGUGAUCUGGGUAGAGAUAACUGUGCUGCCAGCAGUGUUGCAACGUGUAUCAACAUCGCCGGCUCAUUCACGUGUCAGUGUAACAAUGGCUAUGAAGGCAACGGUAGGGUUUGUACGAAUAUCGAUGAAUGCCAGCGAGAUGUGGACAACUGCUCUCCAUUUGCAACUUGCACGGAUACGGUUGGGAGUUUCACUUGUCAAUGCCGUGCAGGCUAUACUGGUAGUGGUGUGGAUUGUGAAAAUAUCAACGAAUGUACAACAGGCACUCAUAACUGUGAUGGUAACGCCAUGUGCAUCGAUAGUCCUGGUUCAUUCUCCUGUCAAUGUAAUACUGGCUAUGUUGUAUCCACAGGAGGUCUGUGUGUGGAUCGAGAUGAAUGCACACUAGGUAUACAUCAGUGCCAUUCCAACGCUACAUGUUUGAACAACCAGGGAUCGUACAUGUGUAUGUGCAACACUGGCUUCUCGGGGAAUGGACGUCAGUGCUCAGACAUCGAUGAAUGUGGAACUACUUCCCAUGGUUGCCAUGACAAUGCUGACUGUACCAACACUGUAGGCAGUUUUCUGUGUACAUGCCAGGAUGGUUACGGUGGCAAUGGAUUUGUCUGCGUCGAUGUUUUGGAGUGCAAUACUAUGCAACACAACUGUGAUAACCUGGCUAGUUGCAUAGAACUGCCUGGCUCAUUCGAUUGUCAGUGUUUUCCCGGCUAUACCGGUAGUGGCCGCUUUCUGGACUGCCAGGAUAUCAACGAAUGUCUAAGCAACAAUGGCGGCUGUCAUCUCUAUGCGACAUGUGAGAAUAACGUUGGUCAAGCGGUGAUUUGCUCUUGUGUUAAUGGCUUCCAAGGAAAUGGAACGUUCUGUGAAGAUAUUGAUGAAUGUUCCACCCUGGAUCCCAUGAGAAUGCACAAUUGCCACAGUCAGGCACAGUGCACGAACAACGUCGGCUCGUUUGCCUGUGCCUGUAACCGUGGUUACGUCGGCGACGGCAUAGACUGCCAGAAUGUGAAUGAAUGCACCGCGGGGACACAUGACUGUCAUGACCAGGCAUCCUGCAUGGAUACCAGUGGUUCAUUUCUAUGCCGGUGCAACACAGGUUACACAGGUAAUGGGACGUACUGUGUGAAUAUCAACGAAUGCGCAGCGCUACCGUGUCAUGUGCAAGCCACGUGUCAAGACAACGUUGGCUCGUUCACGUGCACAUGUAAUGCCGGCUGGUCCGGCAACGGAUUCGUGUGCCUGGAUGAGAAUGAGUGUGCUCUGAACACGCACAACUGUGCAAGUACCACCGCUCAGUGUAGUAACAGCCCAGGCUCAUUCCAGUGCCAGUGUGUAAUGGGAUACUCAGGAGACGGUGUCCUCUGUGCCGACAUCAAUGAGUGCGUGACAGACACGCACACCUGCGCGUCCCAGGCGCAGUGUACUAAUCUUGUUCCGCUGUUCGAGUGUACCUGUAACGAUGGUUACGCAGGUGAUGGUGUGACUUGCAUGGAUAUUGAUGAGUGUAUGACUAACCAGCACAACUGCGAUAGCAGCUCUGGUGUAUGUCGCAAUACCGACGGUUCAUUCACAUGUGGCUGUACAGUGGGUUUCCGUCUGCAAGCUCAGCAGCAGUGUGUGGACAUCGAUGAAUGUGCUGCAGGUGGUAGCAACAACUGCGAUGACAACGCGGCAUGCAGCAACACACUGGGAUCAUUCACAUGUAACUGUAAUAGCGGAUACCGUGGUGACGGUGUGAUGUGCCAGAAUGUCAAUGAGUGUACUACUGGCCAGCACAACUGUGAUACUGUAGCUACGUGUCAGGACACGGUGGGCAGCUUCACGUGUACUUGUGGUACAGGCUACACUGGACCAGGAGAGCAGUGUAUGAAUAUAGACGAAUGUGCCACUGGUACAGACAUGUGUGAUGCUAAUGCUCUGUGUACUGACACUGUGGGUAGCUUCACUUGUGCUUGUAAUACAGGAUACCAAGGAACUGGCCGUCAGUGUGAAGAUAUUGAUGAAUGUACCAUCAACACGGACAAUUGUGAUGCCAACGCACAGUGUACUAACACACAAGGUUCAUUUCAAUGUCAGUGUAACAACGGCUAUAGUGGAGAUGGGCUGACCUGCACAGAUAUUAAUGAAUGUACCGAUAACAGUCAUAACUGUGACACCAAUGCUCUGUGUAGCAAUCAGCCAGGAACAUUUGCCUGUAACUGUGCCCGGGGUUACCGAGGAAACGGUAUCGUAUGUCAAGAUAUUGUGGAAUGCAAUGACAAUCAGCUGCACAACUGCAGUCGUGACGCUAUGUGUACAAACACCCCCGGAGCGUUUCAAUGCCAAUGUGACCCUGGCUUUGAAGGAGAUGGAGUCUUGUGCACAGAUGUGAAUGAAUGCACCUUGGGAGUACAUAACUGUCACAUGUUGGCCAUGUGUGUGAAUACCAGAGGGUCAUUUCAAUGUCCAUGCAACACUGGUUACAUGGCCGUAGGGGCAGCAUGUGUAGAUAUCAAUGAAUGUACCAUAAUGCAGCCAUGUCACACCAUGGCAACGUGUACGAAUACGAUGGGCAGUUAUCAAUGUAGCUGCAACACUGGCUAUACUGGCUCAGGUGUAGUCUGUGCUGAUGUGGAUGAGUGUGCACUUGGUAUUGAUACUUGCCAUGACAAUGCACAGUGUACUAACACCAUGGGAUCAUUUCAAUGUCAAUGCUCACCUGGAUAUACUGGUGAUGGAAUGAGUUGCACGGACAUCAAUGAAUGCUCACUACCAGUGUCGCCAUGCCAGGGAGUCAGAAGCAUUUGCACUAAUACGGACGGUUCGUUCACGUGUCGGUGCUCCGAUGGGUACACGGGAGACGGUCUUCUAGUCUGCACGGAUAUUGACGAGUGUCAGUUAGCUGAUAGUACGUGUCAUGUCAAUGCUGUAUGUACCAACACGAUUGGGUCAUUCCAAUGUGCCUGCACUACUGGCUAUACGGGUGAUGGACAGACGUGCGUUGAUAUUGAUGAAUGUUCUCAACAGCCACCCGUAUGUCACGCCCAGGCGUCAUGUUCCAACACAGCCGGCUCGUUCAGUUGUAUGUGCAACGUGGGGUAUAGCGGAGAUGGUGUAUCUCAGUGUCAGGAUAUUAACGAAUGUACAGAGCGUACUCACGACUGUGUUGCCGAUGCCGUAUGUACAAACAGCAUUGGGUCGUUUACGUGUAUGUGUGAGGCUGGAUUGACCGGUGCUGGGCGUACACAGUGUUCUGAUGUUAAUGAGUGUGCUCAGAACACGCACAAUUGCAGCAAUGAUGCUACCUGUACUAACUUACCGCAGUCAUUUGCCUGUAGCUGUAACCGUGGUUACACUGGCACCGGUCAGCUCUGUGCCGAUAUUGAUGAAUGCGCCGUCGGCACGGACAAUUGCCAUGCCAACGCCGACUGUUUCAACUCCAUCGGGUCUUUCCGUUGUCAAUGUCGAAUCGGGUACUCUGGCACUGGUGUACAAUGUGCUGAUGUGAAUGAGUGUGAAUCAGGCACUGCCACGUGUGAUGCUCAAGCAGAAUGUGUCAACUCGGCGGGAUCAUUCAGCUGCACUUGCAACACUGGGUUCUGUGAUGCCGGCACUGGACGUGCUGGGCAGUGUUUCGAUAUUAACGAAUGCACACCGGGUGUGUCGACGACGUUCCCCGGCCCGCUGCCGGCCGAAUGCCAGCUGGCGCAUACCUGCCACGCCAGUGCUACAUGUAGCAACAAUGCUGGAAGCUUUGCCUGUCAGUGCAACACGGGAUAUCAAGGAUCAGGACAAGUGUGUGUUGAUAUUAACGAGUGCACUACAGGUGCAUCAGAUUGUCAUGCCAACGCAGGCUGUACAAACACCCAGGGUUCAUUUGUCUGUUCGUGUGACUCUGGUUUCACUGGAGAUGGCAGGAACUGCGCAGACAUCGAUGAAUGUGCUACUGGUGUACACAUGUGUGAUGUGAAUGCCAUGUGUGAUAACACUAUGGGAUCCUAUACAUGUCGCUGUAACUCUGGAUACAUGGGCGAUGGAAUAACAUGUACUGACUUUGCUGAAUGCACUGUCCUGCGACCAUGCAUACGCAACUCCAUGUGCAUCGAGCUGGUCGGCUCUUUCCGCUGUAUUUGUCUGCCCGGCUACGGUGGUUUCUUCUGCUCAGUUGCAUUGCUUGAUCUCUUUUCUAUUGUUCAUCUCUGA